Messenger RNA from Arachis ipaensis, 1065 nucleotides. RefSeq lists its product as uncharacterized. Lineage: Eukaryota; Viridiplantae; Streptophyta; Magnoliopsida; Fabales; Fabaceae. The record is from RefSeq and is a predicted model, not a curated record.
CACUCAAAGCCCAUACUAAAAUGAAACAUAGGCUUAGUUUCGAGUGAGGGAGAGAGUGAGCAAGACCUACUAAUGAAAACCCUAAAUUGCAGCAUCUUUGUCGUUGUCGCCAUCGCCAUCGCCAUCGCCAUCGCCGUCGCCGUCGCCGCCUCCUCGUCACCGCCACAGCCACAGCCACAGCCGUUCAUCUCCUUGCCGCUAGCGCCAAUACGACAACGUGCUUUGACAAUCUCUUUUCCCGUUGUCUCUUCCGUCGACGCAUCUCCUCAGGUCGCGACGUGGGAAAGAAAAUUUGAUAUCGAAAAAACAAAGCUAAUGUGUGCUAACAUGCUCAAGUGGAGGAAAGAAUUUAGUUCAGACACUAUUGUAGAGUUACGUCGUGAGAGGAUUGAUGAAAGAAUGAAGGCAUUGCAGGAAUUAGUUUCCAGCAUCAAUAAGGAUGAGCCCCCAAGUGAAAGGAAGAUUGCCAAAUUGUGUGAAUAUGCUGCAAAAAAAUCCUUUUUGGAUUCCAAAGCAAAAUAUUUUGAAGAAAGGUGCUACAAGGAGCUCCGAUCUAAGCACAUCAAACUUGUCAAUAUUGUACCUGAAACUUUCAACAAGUUGAUUUCUCAUUGUAAAGUGCAAAUGAUUGAAAAAUCUCAAAUCACAGUUAUACUCAGCUGUCGAGUAUUUUGAACUUUCAUACACCAAUGAUGACCAAAAACAAAUAUACGUAGAGACAUUAAAGGAUUAUGCGGUUCCUAAAAUCUUAGAAAUUCAUGUCGGUCCUCUUUUAACACUUCUGGAUACUCUAAGUUGACAUCCUUCAUUAUUGAUAAGUGUUUGUAUCGAUCCAUGUAGAAUAGAAGUUUGCAUUUAGAUGUUAAUAUCAUGAUAAUUUCAGAUGUUUAGCAGUAUAAUAUCUUGUUAGCAAACUAGCUUCGUUAGCACGUUGGGUUGGCUACCAAAUAGCUGAGUUCAGUUUAGUUUGUUCUUAAUGUAAUUUGUUAAAUCAACAAUAGUGGUUUAUAGUUUUCUGAUCCAUUUAGUUUCAAUUUUAAAUGGGGGCACCGUUCAGUUUGCUGC